UAGAAAUCGUGGAUUGAAGUAUUGUCAAUCAACGGUGAAAUUAAUAAUUAAUUAUUAAUUUGUAAACUAUGGAGGUUGAGCGUUGUAUUAAUAUUGAGAAAGAGGUACAAAUUACCUGCGAUGAAGUGAAGUUAGAAGAUAAAUUAGGAAUCGUAAACAUUUUUCAAGAAUCCAUCGAUGAAGAAGGAGUUCAUAUUAGAGAGAAAUAUAAAAUGAAGAAUGAGGAAAGUAAUUUAAAUUCCUCAGUUAUACAAGUCGAUGCAUAUCAAUCACCUGCCUAUUUUACCACAGAAAUGCCUCAAGUAUUAGAUCCAUUGAAUAACCCCAAACUAACUAACUGGGAACAGUGUGAACUACCUGAAUAUCAAUUGGUUGAUUAUCCUAAAGGUGAAGAGAAGUACCAUCAUACUGUCAGUACUGAUGAUGACAAGAAAUGGGAUGUUAAAUUAGAAAAUGUGGACAUUUCUGAACAAUUCAGAGAUGAAGGAGUUCAUGAUAGAGAAGAAUAUAUAAUAGAGAAUGAAGAAAGUUACACAAAUCCCUCAGAUAAUGAACUUGAUGGAAAUCAAUCACCUGCCUCUUUUCCAAAAAAAAUAAAUCAAGGGUCAGACGCAACAAGCAAAAUUAAGGAACACAAGUGUCAUCUAUGUGAGUUUGUUACAAGUAGAAAAACGGAUCUUCAUAAACAUUUCAAGCUUUGUCAUUUAGAUGUUAAAAUAUAUAAAUGUCACCUUUGUGAAUACGCUGCAACUUUGAAAAGAACCCUUGACAUUCACUUAAAGUCUGUUCAUUUCAAAAUUAUAGAACACAGGUGUCAGUUAUGUAACUAUUUUACAAAUAGAAAAUGGGAUCUACGUAAGCAUGUCGACGCUGUUCAUUUGGAUAUCAAGAGACACAAAUGUCACCUUUGUGAUUAUGCUGCCUAUUUGAAGGAAAGCCUUAAUAUUCACAUGAAAUCUGUUCAUUUAAAUAUUAGGGAGCACAGGUGUCACUUCUGUGAAUAUGCUGCGAGUAGAAAAAGUGCCCUUGAACUACACAUCACAUCUGUUCAUUUGAACACGAAGGAACACAGAUGUCACUUAUGCGAGUUUGCCUCCAGUGUAAAACAAAGACUUGAUGGACACGUAAAGUCUGUUCAUUUGAAAAUUAGAGAUCACAGGUGUAAUCUAUGCGAAUUUGCUGCUAGUAGAAAAAAAGGCCUUGAAGUACACAGAAAAUCUGUUCAUUUAAAAAUUAAGGAACAGAGGUGCCACUUGUGUGAGUAUGUUACAAGUAGAAAAAUUUAUCUCAAAAAUCAUAUCGACCGUUUCCAUUUGAAUCUUAAGAAACACCAAUGUCACUUAUGCGAAUACGGCGCGAGUGAAAAACAGAGCCUUGAUAGACACGUGAAAUCUGUUCAUUUGAAAAUUAAGGAUCACAAGUGUCACCUAUGCGAGUAUGUUUCAAGUAGAAAAGUGCACCUCAAGAGUCACAUCGAAUGUGUUCAUUUGAAAAUCAAGAAACACAAAUAUUCACAUACGAUGUGAAUACGCUCCAAGUGCGAAACAUGCACUUGAUGGGCAUGUGAAAUCUGUUCAUUUUAUAAUUGAGGAUCACAAGUGUCACUUAUGUGAGUUUGUUCUAAAAGUAGAAAAGUGCAACUUUGAAAGCACGUUGACUUUGUUCAUUUAAAUAUCAAGAAACAUAAAUGUAACCUGUGAAUUAGCUACCAGUCAGAAAUCCAUUAUUACACGACAUGUAAAAUUAGGGAACACAGGUGCCAUCUAUGUGAGUUUGUUACAAGCAGAAAAAGAGUCCCUCCCACAAUCUGUUCAUUCAAAUAGCAAGUAGAAAUUUAGUGUUAUGUGAGUGUGCUACAAAUAUAGGAGACAAUAAAAAUUAUUUCAUUGAAA
Molecule: messenger RNA, 1892 nt
Organism: Coccinella septempunctata (seven-spotted ladybird)
Lineage: Eukaryota; Metazoa; Arthropoda; Insecta; Coleoptera; Coccinellidae
Product: zinc finger protein 64-like
Exons: 2
Coding region: 69-1526 (485 amino acids)
Biological process (GO): regulation of transcription by RNA polymerase II
Cellular component (GO): nucleus
Molecular function (GO): RNA polymerase II transcription regulatory region sequence-specific DNA binding; DNA-binding transcription factor activity, RNA polymerase II-specific
Source: RefSeq, a predicted model, not a curated record